AUGGAUUCACGGCAUACACCUGGAAAGAUAAGUAUCUCUGAAAGGUUCAUCCUUUCGGGAACAAAGGCUGUUGAGAAUAGAGAUUACCCACACUACUGUCAUCUCUUAAGAAAAAUGAACAUGCCUUUUGUGAAAGGAGUUGAGGACAGACAUGACUAUGGCAGAAUUGAAAAGAAAUGCAACCCUACUUUUCUUAAAUUUCACCCUUAUCCCCCUUCAGUUCUGCCAGACUAUCAUUUACACUAUCCUUAUCCCCCGCCAUAUGGCCCAGAUUAUCCAUUAUUCCCACUUCGGGAUGAUGUACCCUUAGGUGAUUCUUGUUCAGGAUUUUUGAGUCCUGGUGGUGAUGCUGAUUUAAAGCCUGGCAUUGGCAGAACCAUACCGAGCCUGGUGGAUUUCAGUGAUGUGAAACCUCAACAUAGAGUUCCCAGGCCAGACACAGGAUUUCAAACGACACUUAAAAGGCAAAAAAUAUUAUUAGAAGAACUAAAACAGGACAGGAGGUGGAAUUCCAGGGCAAUACCAGACAUUUCCAUCAGAGCAAGACUUGGAGGUUGGACAAGCCCACUGAAAGUUACUCCUUUACAACCUCAUCAUGAAGGAUGCUCAGUAAAUCACACAUAUACAUUUGAUGAGGAAGCAACAUGUACAGACAAUGAAGAACCACUUUCACAACCAAACAAGAAACACAAUGCAAAGGACUCAUUUUACAAGUCCUCUACACAAAAAGCUUAUGAAGUUGUUCCUUGGGACAAGAUGCUACCACCAAAACUCAGUCCAGAAGAAACAACAGUGGAAAAAGCUGCUGACCUCAUCUCGCAGUGUUUUACACUGAAGAGAUACGAAAGCAUGCCAGCAAUAACUCAGAUGGUUGGUGGACUCUGGGACAGAUUUCAAACAAGAUCUUUCUUGGCACCAGUCAAACCAGUUAAUUUUGUGAGUCCAAGUUCUAGAAGCAGAUACAUUCCUCUCUAUACUGGUUAUGUGCAGUCUACAAAUGCUGAUGACAUUGACAACCCCUAUGGAGACAUCACAUCUCUAGCCAACCCUCGGAGGUCUAAAAUUCUUUAUACAAACACAAGUCGCUCUGCAAAUAUUCCAGGAUACACUGGUAAGGUUCAUUUCACAGCCACCCACCCAGCAAAUUCUGAUGUUCCAUCAACAACCCCAUCGCCAGAUUCAGAAGUGCACCACAUCUUACGAAAAGAAAUGGAAGUUGACCUCUUCCGUCACCAGGCACCAUUGUCUCAAAUGGUCACAACUGUAAAACCCUACAACCCCUUCAAUAAGAAGGAAAAGGAAACCGUAGGCUACUGA
This is a messenger RNA of Diceros bicornis minor, 1317 nucleotides long. RefSeq names its product sperm microtubule inner protein 7 (gene SPMIP7). The record is from RefSeq and is a predicted model, not a curated record. NCBI's taxonomy places the organism in Eukaryota, Metazoa, Chordata, Mammalia, Perissodactyla, Rhinocerotidae. Bases 1 to 1317 code for a protein of 438 amino acids. The transcript is spliced from 9 exons.